UCACAGUUAGUACUACUGAUUCUGCGAACAUGUGCUUUUUGUUCGCAAUUGGAAAUUAUAUUUUGUGGUAAAUAUGAUUAUGUUGUGUUAUGAUAGGUUAUAAAAAAAGUAUUAUUAAUUUUAUGUUGUUUGUUAAAUCAGUUGCAUCUCAAUGUUAAUUCGUCAAUUGUAGGGUUUAUUUAGAGUAAUUAAAAACGAUGUUUGAACACGAGGACACUGACAAUCAAACUUCAAAUGAAGGAGCACAUGUGCUAAGUAAUCUAAGUAGAAGGGUUGUGGAGUGCAUUGGACCAGCAUUUUUGAGUUUUUGGCAGAGUCAGCCUGGAAUUACUAGUGAUAUUUUGUGUUUGGAAGAGGAAGACGACGUAGAAGAUACUGCUAGUACUGUUUUUGAUGAAGACGAUGUUACUUUUUUAAGAAGCCUAGAUCCAAAACUUUGGAAGCAUCAGGAUCAUUAUGCUGUUCUGGGACUCUCGAAGUUGCGUCACAAGGCCACGGAUGAGGACAUUAAAAGAGCGUAUCGGAUUAAAGUCCUUCAUCACCAUCCUGACAAGCGCAAAGCGAAAGGUGAAGAAAUACGUCGCGAGGAUGAUUAUUUUACGUGCAUCACGAAGGCAUGGGAAAUACUUGGCAACCCGCGGAAUCGCCGGUCGUUUGAUUCGGUAGAUCCAGAGUUUGACGAUGAAAUUCCAUCAAACAAUGAUUACUCUAAAUCAAACUUCUACACAGUGUUUGGAAAAGCAUUUGACAAGAACUCACGAUGGUCGGAGAGGCAACCCGUGCCAAAGCUUGGGGAUGCAAAUUCCACGCGUGAACAAGUAGAAAAAUUCUAUUCAUUUUGGUACAAUUUUGAAUCUUGGCGAGAAUACUCUUAUCUAGAUGAAGAAGAAAAAGAGAAAGGACAAGCACGUGAAGAACGAAGAUGGAUAGACAAACAAAACAAGGCGGCCAGAGCACGGAGGAAGAAGGAUGAAAUGACAAGAAUAAGGUCGUUAGUUGACUUGGCUUAUGACUUGGAUCCUCGUGUGCAGAAGUUCAAACAAGAAGACAAGGACCGGAAAUUGGCCGUGAAGCAAGCAAGGAAGGAUGCAGCAAGGGCCAGAGUUGAAGAGGAAGAGCGCAAGGUACGCGAGGUAGAAGAAGCAGCUCGCAAGGUUCGAGAAGAAAUGGAAGCAGAAGAGAAAGCAAAGCAAGAUGCAAUCAAAGCAGAAAGAGAUGCACAAAAGAAAGCACUGAAGAAAGAAAAGACAGCUCUUCGUAAGUUGGUAAAGGCCAAUAAUUACUACGUGAUGGAAGACAAAGAAACCGUGAAGCACAUGGCCAGUUUAGAGAAGAUUUGUGAAUGUUUAGGAGUGGAAGACUUGGCAGUCUUGAUGAAGUCAUUAUCGCUAAACGGUAGAGAAGCCUACCUAAAAGCUAUUCACGAGGUGGACCAGCGUAUAGAGAAGGAGCGUCGCGAACUCAUGGACAAAACAAAGCGCCAGAACGGCAACGACUCCGAGCGGGGCAAAGCGGGAUCUGCCCCGUGGAGCCAGGAACAGCUGCAGCUGCUGAUCAAGGCGGUGAACAUCUUCCCGGCUGGUACGAACCAGCGGUGGGAGGUGGUCGCCAACUUCAUCAACCAACACAACUCGGUGGAGGCCGCCUCGCGCACGGCCAAGGAGGUUCUGGGCAAGGCCAAGGACCUGCAGAGCUCCGACUACUCCAGGAACCUCCUGAAGACCGCCGCCAACGAGAAGGCCUACGACAACUUCGAGAAGGUGCAGAAGGGCAACGUGGACGUGAACGUGGCGACGUCGCAGAGAUUCGACGGGCCCGCGGAGCAAGGGGCGCCGUGGACGGCCAAGGAGCAGCAGUUGCUGGAGCAAGCACUCAAGUCGUACCCCGCGUCGACGCCGGACCGCUGGGACAGAAUAGCCGAGUGCGUGCCAUCGCGCUCCAAGAAGGAGUGUCUCAAACGCUUCCGAGAUCUCGCUGAGAUGGUGAAGGCUAAGAAGGCAGCGCAAGCAGCCACGCUCAAAGGAAAAUAACACAGGUUGAUAUUCUAGCCAACAAAUUGUGUUCCUUUCACCCAAAGUUUUUCGUGAAACAUUGAUUUUAUUGACUGGCCACACACAGAAUAAUUGAUAGCUUUAAAGUAUGUAAGCAUUGAAUGUGGUACUAAAAUUUUUCUAAUAUCAGUCUCAGUGAACAAAUUAUGUUCCCCAUCCAUGUGUAAUAUUUACAUAUGACAUUGAUGUACAAAUAUUAUGACAUCUAGCGAUCUGAAAUUGUUAUAAUUUUAUGGGCUAGCAGCAACUUAUGAACUCACUCUUAAAAUUUAUUUUUGUUUAGCAGGACACUAUGUAGGACUGUACAAUGUGCAGUAUUUUUUUUACAGCAGUUGAAAUAAAGUAAUAUAAAUGCUAUGUUGCCAUUGAGCUGUUACCGAAAAUGUGUGCAUGUUAUAAAUAUGCCUCAUUUAAAUAUGAUGGGUUUUUUUUUGUAAAUAAUUGUAAGAUGAUGGUAUAGCUCUGAAGAAUAUUGACUAAUUUAUUGGAAAAUCCCAAAGAUGGUAUAUUUUGCUUGUAGGUACAAACCUAAUUUUGCCAUGUGAGGAUAAGACUUACGACAAGUUUAGAAAUUGAAAAUUUUAAAACUAACAAAAAUUUGUAAAAUAAAUAUUUUUUAAAAUCUUGAUUGCUAGCAAUCUUAUAUUUUACCAACUGUAGUAAAUGUUGUUUGCAGGUUAAAAUUUGGUUUUGUAAAACUCAUUCUCUCGUGGGUAAUGUGUUACAAGAGCAGCCUUAUACACAAUAAAAUAAAAUUUUUGAAAAUGUU
This is a messenger RNA of Bacillus rossius redtenbacheri, 2820 nucleotides long. Its product is annotated as dnaJ homolog subfamily C member 2. The coding region runs from base 198 to 2030 and encodes 610 amino acids. The record is from RefSeq and is a predicted model, not a curated record. Gene Ontology annotation, molecular function: ribosome binding; Hsp70 protein binding. The transcript has a single exon. Gene Ontology annotation, cellular component: cytosol. NCBI's taxonomy places the organism in Eukaryota, Metazoa, Arthropoda, Insecta, Phasmatodea, Bacillidae. Gene Ontology annotation, biological process: 'de novo' cotranslational protein folding; regulation of translational fidelity.